AGCACCUCUUUUUCCAGACCAACACCAGAAUAGUAUUAGGUAGUGUCUCUACAUCAGGACCCUCUGAAGGACCAGACCAUGAUGCUCUACAGAGUCCUGAGUCUCUGGAUCGUCAUCAUUCUACCUUUAUAUCUGCAAGCAGGUGACUGUACAGAGAUCAUUGGUGGACAUGAGGUCGAUGCUCACUCAAUACCCUACAUUGCCUUAUUGGAGGACUCCAAAAAUAACCUGGUCUGUGGUGGGAUGCUGAUCCAUAAGAAGUGGGUCCUGACAGCAGCUCACUGUCAGUUGCCGUGGGGUUUUUCCUGGCAGAGAGACAUCCAGAAGGUCCAUCUGGGUCUCCACUCCCUGAAAAAUGCAAGUGCUUCAAUAAAGAGUAUAAAAGUAGUGAAGAAUGUUCCACAUCCUGACUACAGUGCUAAAACUCAUCAACACGACAUCAUGCUGCUGAAGCUGGAGAAGUCAGUCAAGGAGACAAAAAAUGUCCGCAUUAAACCUCUACCCAAGCCUGUACCAGAUAUUAAGGCUGAAACAAAGUGUUUUGUGGCUGGAUGGGGAGACACUGAAGAGGGAGGAGCCCAGUCAGAUGUCCUGUUGUCUGUGAACGUCACAGUGAUCGACAGGAAAAAGUGUUCUGAAAAGUACAAAAAAUACAGGCCCAUCACCAAUGAAAUGCUUUGUGCCGGCUACAAGAAAAACGAUUCACCUGCUGAUGCUUGCCAGGGAGACUCUGGAGGUCCGUUGGUGUGUGGUGUUGAUAAGGAGCUACGAGGAGUUGUGUCCUCUGGUAAAGGAUGUGGUCGUGAGGAGUUUCCUGGGGUAUACACAUUCAUAUCUAAAUAUGAUGAGUGGAUCAAGGAGACCAUCAGAACCUCUGAGUGAGAUGUGUAAAUACAUGUAGCCCAGGCUACAUCACUUCUGCCAAUUCCAUGUUUUAACUGAUUUGUUUGACAGAAAUGCUUCAUGUUGUAGAAUGUAUUACUGUUGAUUGUUCUGAGCAUUAAAAAAUCAAUACAAAUUUAAUAAAU
This is a messenger RNA of Esox lucius (northern pike), 1028 nucleotides long. RefSeq names its product granzyme A-like. Bases 79 to 882 code for a protein of 267 amino acids. Gene Ontology annotation, biological process: proteolysis. The record is from RefSeq and is a predicted model, not a curated record. NCBI's taxonomy places the organism in Eukaryota, Metazoa, Chordata, Actinopteri, Esociformes, Esocidae. Gene Ontology annotation, molecular function: serine-type endopeptidase activity. The transcript is spliced from 5 exons.